AUGCUGAAGAAGACUUCCUCCGAUUCGUAUCGUCUCCUCACUCCGGUCCUAUCAUCAAGAAACAGAACAGCAGAGAUAGAACGUAUCACCAAACUCAUCAAUGACCAUCCCUUCCCAAACAACCCAAUCCAACCAAUCCUCACCAAACACAUCCCUCUAUCAUCCCUCUCACCUCCCCUCGUCUCCCAAGUCCUCGGCCGUCUCUUCGCCGCUCACUCCAACGGCCUCAAAGCCCUCGAGUUCUUCAACUACUCCCUCAAAUCCUCUCCUCCCACCCCUGACUCCUUCGAGAAAACUCUCCACAUCCUCUCCCGCAUGCGUUACUUCGACCAAGCUUGGUCCUUUAUCUCCGAAACUCGAAACACUUACCCUAAUCUCUUGACCCUCAAGUCAAUGAGCAUCCUCCUCUGUAAAGUCGCGAGAUUCGGAUCCUACGAGGAGACUCUAACAGCUUUCGCGAGGCUGGAGAAAGAGAUCUUUAAGAAAAAGUUCGGUGUGGACGAGUUUAAUGUCCUUCUACGAGCGUUCUGUACGGAGAGGGAGAUGAAGGAGGCGAGAUCUGUUUUCGAGAAGUUGCAUUACAGGUUUAACCCAGAUGUGAAGACGAUGAAUAUUUUGCUAUUAGGGUUUAAGGAAGCGGGUGAUGUUACCGCUACGGAGCUUUUUUAUCACGAGAUGGUGAAGAGAGGAUUUAGACCAAACUCUGUUACUUACGGGAUUAGGAUCGAUGGGUUUUGUAAAAAACGUAACUUUGGGGAAGCGUUGAGGCUCUUUGAAGAAAUGGAUCGUGGAGAGAUUGAGCCCACGUUGCAGAUACUCACUACGUUGAUCCAUGGUGCUGGUGUAGCCAGGAAUAAGAUUAAAGCACGCCAACUGUUCGAUGAAAUUCCCGAGAGAGGGUUUGCGUAUGAUUGUGGAGCUUAUAAUGCUUUCAUGAGUGCGCUCAUGAGAUGUAGAGACGUGAGUGGGGCAAUGCUUGUGAUGAAGGAGAUGGAAGAGAAGGGGAUUGAGCCUGAUAGUGUGACUUUCCACUCUAUGUUUAUUGGAAUGAUGAAAUGUAAAGAGUUUGGGUUUGAUGCGGUGUGUGAGCUUUACUACAAAAUGAAGGGAAGGUGUUUGGUUCCGAAGACACCGACUGUUGUUAUGCUGAUGAAGCUGUUUUGUCUGAAUGGUGAAGUCAAUUUAGGACUAGACUUGUGGAAGUAUAUGCUGGAGAAAGGGUAUUGCCCUCAUGGCCAUGCGUUGGAACUUCUUACAACUGCACUGUGUGCUCGAAGAAGAGCCAAUGAUGCAUUUGAAUGCUCGAGGCAGACAGUGGAGAGAGGAAGGUGUGUGAGUGAACCAGUCUUGAGAAUGUUAGAGACCUCCUUAUCAAGCACAGACGAAUUGGAGAAACUAGAGGAACUCAAGAGGAAGAUGCAGAAACUGCAUAGCUAUUUACCGCCUCCUGGAACACAACUACUAAGUUAG
Messenger RNA from Eruca vesicaria subsp. sativa (arugula), 1470 nucleotides. NCBI's taxonomy places the organism in Eukaryota, Viridiplantae, Streptophyta, Magnoliopsida, Brassicales, Brassicaceae. The record is from the annotation of a GenBank genome assembly.